UUAAAUUUAUAAAAAUGUACGAUAUAAAUCAAAAGACCAUAUUCGUAUUGGAUCAUACCCAAUAUUUUAGUAUAUCCAGUGAAGAUUAUAUACCCUUGGACUUUCUUAAAGGAAAGUCAAAUAACCCCACGGAUCCACCGUUGCCGGCAGCAUCACAACAAAAUCUACAAUUUAGUAAAAGUCUAUGGACUUCGUCGGUAGAAUCGUCCAUAGAAUAUUGUCGCAUUGUUUGGGAUCUAUUUCCCCGCGGCAAGUUAAUACGUUUUAUUGUCAGUGAUACGGCUGCCCACAUCGUGAAUACAUGGAAGUUUGCCACUCAAAAUAUGUCACAUGUCCUGAAUGCAAUGGCAUUGGUUGGUGUGCCACAACGUAAUACACCACAAUCUUCCGACUAUUCGGUGAUUCAUGGUCUUAGGGCGGCCAUAGAAGCGCUGGCUGAGCCCACGGAACAGCAAUUAGCUCUAUUGCAAAAUCAAGAGGGAGCUGCAACAGGUGUUAUGGAGAAAAUUCCCAAUAAAGGUCGCGUAAUAUGUAUCACCUCAGCACGAGAUAAUCCAAGUAUGAAAAGUUUGGAAGACAUUUUUCAUAAUGUUCUAAUGCAACAGAAUACCGUGGCCAUGGCACAAAAGAAAAUCCUACCCAUUGAUCAUUGUCAUUUGGUGAUCAUUAAUAUGGUGCCAAUGAAUAUGGAAACGCUGGUAACGAAUAGGGUAAAAAUGGAAUUGUCACCAUGUCUGUCAACGGAAAUUCAUACCACAAGUGCUCCCGAGAUUUCCAAUAAGCUAACACAUUUAAUAAUGAGUCAUUAUGAUUUGGCCAGUACAACUGUGACGGGUAUACCAAUGAAGGAAGAACAAAACGCCAAUUCCAGUGCCAAUUAUGAUGUAGAAAUACUGCAUGCCCGCAAUGCCCACACGUCAAUUUGUGGCAAUGAGGCUCUACUACCCACCAGCAUAAAAGAGGGAGCAGAAUACGAGACCGUUACAUUGAAAUGGUGUACACCACGAGGAUGUGGAGCAUCUGAUAUGUCAGCAUGUCCACCGUGUCUGGCACAGCAUCGUGUUACCCCGGUUGAUGUCACCAGCAGACCUUCAUCUUGUCUUAUUAAUUUUUUGCUUAAUGGUCGCUCCGUACUUUUGGAAAUGCCUAGGAAAACUGGUGGUAAGACAACUAGCCAUUUAUUAUCGGCCCGUGGUGGAGAAAUCUUCAUACAUGCUUUACAAAUUACACGUUCCUGUCUAGAAGAUCCGCCUUCCAUAUCCGAAGGUCCCGGUGGUCGUAUUACCGAUUAUCGUAUUGCAGAUUUUGCGUCAUUUAUAAAAGCUCAUCGUCUGGUUCCACUUAAGUCCAAGGCAAAACCCGAAGAAAAUUUAAAUGUGGCCCGAGAACGUUUGUACAAGAGAUCUUCAUAUUUCCCGCUUACAUUGUCUACGACAAUUGUCUUCAAUCUACAACGUUCGCUACCUUGGCUAACAAAUUUUCUUCGGAAAAUUGCCAAAGAAGAUAUGGAUGAAACCGAUGAGCUGCACUGCUUACAAAAUAUGUAUGAAUUGUAUAAGGCAUCGACGAGAAGGGAAUUGUUACCAUUUGCCAAUUUAAAUGCCAAUAGAAUAAAAGGCCACAAGAAAGUGGAUCAAUAUACAUUAUUCUUUUCUGAAUUGGAGUUUAUAAUAAAAAGUUGUGCCCCGACACCCUAUCACAAAGUCUUAUUGGAGAAUACACAAAAACUAAGAGCGGCCUGUGGUGAUGCCACCGUUAAAUCCGAAUUGGAUGCCACAAGAGAUGCAAGCGGUAAGGCGAUAAUAAGAGCAACAACAGAUUCCCCGCUAUCACCACCACAUUCUAUGGAUGCCAGCAACUCGGGUAGUGGUCAUAUCUCGAAAGGCACCAAACGUAAUUUUAGUAAUGUGGGACAAAGAUCGCUCUUCGAUAUUGUGACUAGUGCUGAACGUUCACAGUGCAGCAAACGUACCGAUUUUUCAGGACGAUUAUGCACUCCCAUUGGACAGGUGGCAAAACUUUAUCCCGAUUUUGGUUUAAAGGAUGGCGAAAGCUCAGCAACAGCAACACCAAUUAAAGAAGAAAAUUUAGGUAUUAAAUUAGAAGUACCCGGUAUAAGGACUUAA
Molecule: messenger RNA, 2126 nt
Organism: Musca vetustissima
Lineage: Eukaryota; Metazoa; Arthropoda; Insecta; Diptera; Muscidae
Gene: asun
Product: protein asunder
Exons: 5
Coding region: 15-2126 (703 amino acids)
Biological process (GO): centrosome localization; regulation of mitotic cell cycle
Cellular component (GO): integrator complex
Source: RefSeq, a predicted model, not a curated record